This is a messenger RNA of Protobothrops mucrosquamatus (brown spotted pit viper), 1332 nucleotides long. RefSeq names its product (E3-independent) E2 ubiquitin-conjugating enzyme UBE2O-like. The record is from RefSeq and is a predicted model, not a curated record. NCBI's taxonomy places the organism in Eukaryota, Metazoa, Chordata, Lepidosauria, Squamata, Viperidae. The annotation marks the transcript as partial. The transcript is spliced from 8 exons.
AUGCCGCCUGGUACAUGUGUCAAGCCCUGUGAGCUUGCCACUAAUGGGAGGGGGAAGGGGCAAGAUCAUCGGCGCUCAGCUGUUCGAUGUUCCAUGAGCACAGAAGAUGCGGCAAAACUCUAUGACGUCUGCCCACAUGUCAGUGAUUCAGGCCUGUUUUUUGAUGAUUCAUAUGGCUUUUAUCCUGGGCAAGUUCUCAUUGGUCCUUCAAAAGUCUUCUCAAAUGUGCAGUGGCUUUCAGGAGUGAAACCUGUACUCAGUACGAAGAGCAAAUUCAGAGUUGUGGUAGAAGAGGUACAGGUAAUAGAACUGAAAGUUACUUGGAUCACUAAAAGCUUCUGUCCUGGGGGAACUGAUAGUAUAAGCCCACCACCAUCUUUAAUCACUCAAGAGAAUUUAUCUAGAGUAAAACGUCUGGGUUGUUUUGACCAUGCUGAACGGCAACUUGGAGAAAGGUGUCUGUAUGUAUUUCCAGAGAAAGUGGAGCCAGCAAAAAUCACGUGUGAAUGUCCAGAGAGAAACUGUGUUCUGGGAGAAGGAUCAGCUUCUAAGAAGGUAAGGAGACUACUGAAGAAACAAAUAGUGAAGAUCAUGUCGUGUUCCCCAGACGUUCAGAAUACCCUUGAUCUCCCUGAAGGAGAAUCUGCUGCAGCAGGUGACCAACAGCCUGAACAUCUUAAAGCCAAUUUGAAAUGUGGAGCAGAGGACUCCUUCAGUGACACUAUAGGCUUGCAGGACGUAAAAAGAGAGCACAUUGAUGAAACAAGGAAAGGCUUGUCCUGUGAAGCAGCUGGGCUCCAGUUGCAAUCAGCCUUUGUCCUGAAACGGGAUGAUGGCUCCUCAGACUACAAUCUGCAGUCUAUAGAGCAGGAUGCUGAUGAUGAAGCAGCCGAUGACACAGAUGACACCAGCUCUGUAACAUCUUCUGCCAGCUCCACAGCCUCGUCUCAGAGCGGCAGUGGUGCAGGGCGUAAAAAAAGCAUCCCGCUUUCUAUUAAAAACCUCAAGAGGAAACAUAAGAAAAAGAAAACCAAGGUUUCCCGGGAAUUUAAGCCAGGUGACAGGGUUGCUGUAGAAGUGGUGACCACGAUGACAUCAGCAGAUGUGAUGUGGCAGGAUGGCAUGGUGGAGAAAAAUAUUCGUUCCAAUGAGCUCUUUCCUGUCCAUCAUUUGGACAAUAAUGAGUUUUGCCCUGGGGAUUUUGUAGUAGAUAAAAGAGCUCAGAGUUCUCAGGAUCCUGGUAUGUACGGAGUGGUGCAGUCAGGCGACCAUGUUGGUCGCACCUGUGUGGUGAAAUGGUUCAAGCUGAGACCGAGUGGAGAUGAUGUGGAG